Geodia barretti is the source of this 807-nucleotide messenger RNA. Lineage: Eukaryota; Metazoa; Porifera; Demospongiae; Tetractinellida; Geodiidae. The record is from the annotation of a GenBank genome assembly.
AUGGACAAUCCAGGGUAUGGAGUGCAACCGGUGGCAACUGAACCAGGGAUAACCGUUACCGACCUGACCGUGGAGCGAGACGGGUUCCGGGCCCUGUACAACGUCAACUUCCAUAUCGGCCCCAGCAACCUGGUGGGCGUGGUUGGGCCCAACGGCGCCGGCAAGAGCACCCUGUUCGACGCCGUCGCCGGUAUCCUCCCCAUCGCCCGGGGCUCAGUUGAGUUGCAUGGCACCAAGGGCCGCCCCGGGGCGCUGGCCUACGUGCCCCAGCGCGACAAUAUCAACCUGCGCUUUCCCGCCACCGUCCAGGACGUGGUCAUGAUGGGCCGUUACUGCCACCUGGGCCUGUUCCGGCACGCCGGCCGCAAGGACCGGGCAAUUGUCCGGGCUUGCCUGGAACGCGUUGGUUUGUGGGAGCGCCGGGACGCUCUGAUUGAGGAAAACUCCGGCGGCCAGCGCCAGCGGGUCUUCAUCGCCCGGGCCCUGGCCCAGGAAGCCAGCAUCAUCCUGUUGGACGAGGCCUUCAGCGGCGUGGACGUGGGAGCCCAGGAAGGCAUCAUCGAAGUGCUCCAGUCCCUGCGCGACGAGGGCAAAGUGGUGAUGCUGGCCACCCACGACCUGACCAACCUGGCCGAGCGCUUCGACCAGAUUAUCUGCAUCAACCGUCACAUUUGCGCCUACGGGCCGCCGGCGGAGGCAUUCACUCCGGCGGUGCUGGAGGAGCUUUACGGCUCCCACGGAAUGGUCCUGGCCCACACCCAUGCCGGCGGCGAAACUCAUAUCGAGACCCACAUGCAGAAUGAGUAA